This is a messenger RNA of Triplophysa dalaica, 3147 nucleotides long. RefSeq lists its product as uncharacterized. The transcript is spliced from 2 exons. The coding region runs from base 221 to 985 and encodes 254 amino acids. NCBI's taxonomy places the organism in Eukaryota, Metazoa, Chordata, Actinopteri, Cypriniformes, Nemacheilidae. The record is from RefSeq and is a predicted model, not a curated record.
UUUCCCUCGUAUUUGCUGUCUUGUGCUGGUUCGUUUUGUGCUACUUUGGACUGUUUUGGUCUACCUUGUAUUGUUUGGACUACUUGUACUAAUCGGACUACCUUGUACUGUUUGGAUUACCUCGAGUUACUCCGUGAUCCUCGUCAUUUCAGAACUGGAAGCAGUGGAGAAGCAGAUCCACGAUCUACUCGAGAGGCAAACACGUCUGCGAGAACGAAAAAUGGCGCUGGAAACAUCCCUGGCUGACGCUCGCAAAGCUGCAGUAAGUGUUCGACGUGAUUGUAAUACUCCUAUCACUUCUACUCCGUGUGUUUCUAUGCACAGAGCCCAGGCUUUAAGAUCACGACGAGCCGAAAUGAACUUCACUCCUGCACCUGCACACACACGGCGAGAGGCGAAAUCCAGGACCGGAGCGAUGACCUCUCCCCCACCGCCGCCACCGGUCUUCGAGAUUUCAACAGGAAAACGCUAUGCUGCCCUCUGCGAGACGAAAUCCAACGCUGUGGUCAUCGGAGACUCAAUCGUCGGGAACGUACGCGCCUCCUUCAAUGAAGGUAAGGUGCGCACUCACUGUUUUCCUGGCACCCAUGUUCUCGAUGUCUCUGCGAUUCUGAAGGAGGAUGCAAGUGUGGGAGCCGUAGUUCUGCACGCGGGGGUGAAUGAUGUGAGAAUGCGGCAGUCGGAGAUCCUGAAGAGGGAUUUCAGGAGUCUGGUCGAUACUGUUCGCAACGCAUCGCCCACGGCGAGGAUCAUCGUAUCAGGGCCGCUUCCUACUUACCGACGAGGGAACAAAAAGUUCAGUAGACUAUUUACGCUUAAUAAUUGGUUAAAGUCAUGGUGUAUUGAACAGAAGCUGCUCUUUGUAAAUAAUUUUGAUCUGUUCUGGGAGCGACCAAGGCUCUUCCGCCCCGACGGGCUGCACCCCAGCAGCAUUGGAGCGGAAAUUCUGUCUGACAACAUCUCAAAGACGCUACGCACCAUUUGACUAGUAAGUACAAAUUUUAACCAUAGUCUGUGUUCUUCUCACCCAACUGUUAAGAAUGUUACAGUUAAGAAUGUAACUGCUUUCAAAUGCAUAGAGACUGUGUCUGUCCCCCGAAUAGUACAACCAAAUAAUAAUUUAUUUAAAAGUAUGAGAAAAAAUCUUAUCAUGAUUAAACCAAAAGACAAUGUAUUUAAUGAGCAAAACCAACGCCUAAAGUUUGGGCUACUUAAUAUUAGAUCACUAAAUCCAAAGGCAGUUAUUGUAAAUGAAAUGAUCACAGACAACAGUUUUGAUAUACUUUGCCUUACUGAAACCUGGCUUAAGCCAAAUGAUUACUUCGGUCUAAAUGAGUCUACUCCACCAAGUUACGGUUAUAUUCAUGAGCCACGUCCGGUUGGUCGAGGUGGUGGUGUCGCAACAAUCUUUAGAGACUUUCUUACCGUUACUCGGAGAACAAUGCAUACAUUUAAAUCAUUUGAAGUGCUUGCGUUGAACAUAACUGUUCCAAAUAAAAGUAAAAAACCAUUGGUCUCUCUUACAUUGGUUACUGUGUAUAGACCCCAGGCCUUACACUAAUUUUCUGAUAGAGUUCGCAGACUUCUAAUCGGAUCUAUUGGUUAACGUCGAUAAAGUACUGAUUGUUGGAGAUUUUAAUAUCCAUGUAGAUAUUGCUAACGAUCCAUUAGCUGUGGCGUUUAAAGAACUACUAGACUCUUGUGAUGUAACACAAUACAUCAAUAGUCCUACUCAUCGCCUUAAUCAUACCCUAGACUUGAUUAUAUCUCACGGAGCCGAUCUAACCAAUAUCAAUGUUAUACCUCAAAGCGACGAUGUUUCCGAUCACCAUCUUAUAACAUGUACACUGCGCACUGCAGAAAUCAGUUGUAUAUCUCGUUAUCGACAAGGUAGAACAAUCACCUCAUCUACUAAAGAUAGUUUCGUAAAGAACUUGCCAGAUCUGACUCCUCUAAUAACCUUUCCAACAAAUAUAGAAUCGCUCGAUGACAUGACCAGCAACAUGGGCACUAUUUUCUCUAAUACAUUAGAAGCGGUCGCACCUAUGAAGUCAAAAAGGAUAAAUGAAAAGAUCAUAGCACCAUGGUAUAAUAACAGCACUCGCGCCUUAAAAAGAGAAACGCGUAAACUGGAGCGCAAAUGGAAACAAACCCAAUUAGAGGUCUUUAAAAUUGCAUGGAAAGAGAGUGCAAGCUGUUACAAAAAGGCACUAAAAGCGGCAAAAGCCGAGCACUUCCGUAACCUCAUAGAAAAUAAAAAAAAACCAUCACGCUCUCUAAGAUCUCAAAAUUUAGGACUUUUGAUAACACCUAGAAUAACAAAAUCCACCAAAGGGGGACGAGCUUUCUCAUACGUAGCACCUAAACUCUGGAAUAGCCUUCCUGAUACUAUUCGAGGUUCAGACACACUCUCCCAAUUUAAAUCUAGAUUAAAGACACAUCUUUUCAGCCAAGCCUUCACAUAAUGCAUAGUUAAUGAACAGCAGCUACGCUAAUUAUUCUCUUUAUUCUCUUUCCGCCUCUGCCUCGGGAUGCCCAUCCCGAGGUAGGGAGAAGUUCCACCGUGUCCAGACGACUGACAGAUGCCCAUCCCCAAUUUGAGAUUACGCCAGAUACAGCUGCAGACUGACUGACCAUCCCAGCUCCAUCUAAGGCAAUUCCACCACCAGCCAAGAGAAAUAUGACCAUCAGACCAUCCCAGCUCAGACCACUACAUCCCCAACCAAGAGCAAAGACGGACUAUUUGUCUAAUUAAUGCUGAAGUUACAAUAUUUGUUAUUAAAUGCUAAAUUUAAAUCACAUGUCAGCAGUUUGAGUGCAGCUAUGACACGUCAGGGGGGAUCUGGCCCUCCCGGUUGAGCCUGGUUUCUCCCGAGGUUUUUUUCUCCAUUAAUCAAUCAUUGGAGUUUGGGUUCCUCGCCACAGCAGGGCAGUGUUGGCCUGCUCACCGGGAGACUGCAUUCAUUCAUUUAUUUAUUUAUUUAGAAAUUAGAUAUUAUUUAUUAGAAUCAUCUUACUCGUUGUAUAAACACCAUGCACUGUGCUGUGUUCUAACUUAUCUGUUUUUCCCGUUUGCCCCUGUAAAGCUGCUUUGAAACAAUACACAUUGUGAAAAGCGCUAUAUAAAUAAAUUUGAAUUGAAUUGAA